GAGAACACUCGUUGAUGACUCACUUUCACAGAUCCAAGACAGUUUCUAUUUAAGGACUAGCCGCUAGCUCCAUCUUUCACUAUUGAGUUAGGGUCCCCCUACUCCGGCUCCUCCUUUGCGAUGCUCCGCGGUGAAACGCCGUUCCACUGCACGCACUCAGCCGCCACUUCCGCUCUCGCUUCCUGCCGACCAACAUGGCGGAGGAGCCGGAGUCUGUGUUGCAGCUGCCUCCCUCAGCCGUUGCCGGCGGCGAAGGACCCACGGAGGUCUCCCCAGAAACAGCCACUCCGGAUCCCCCUUCUUCUGCUGCAGUUUCCCCAGGGACAGAGGAACCUGCUGGCGACACCAAGAAAAAAAUUGAUAUCCUGCUAAAGGCUGUGGGAGACACUCCCAUUAUGAAAACAAAGAAGUGGGCAGUAGAGCGAACUAGAACCAUACAAGGACUCAUUGACUUCAUCAAAAAGUUCCUUAAACUUGUGGCCUCAGAACAGUUGUUUAUUUAUGUGAAUCAGUCCUUUGCUCCUUCCCCAGACCAAGAAGUUGGUACCCUCUAUGAGUGUUUUGGCAGUGAUGGUAAACUGGUUCUGCAUUACUGCAAAUCUCAGGCUUGGGGAUGAACCACAGAGGAAAACAACUUGCUAUUAAAAUGAAUUUUCACAGAGGAGAAGCUCUGAAAAGUUCUGAUGCUUGUGGCAAGAGACUUAGCAGUUAUGAUCUAUUCAGCAUGUGUCUACCAUGGACUAUGUUCAUGCAUAAGAAAAUAUCCAUAGUGUGGGAUGGAUUUGUAUUAAUACACAAAUCAUCAUAAAAGAUUGCCAUUAGAAUA
Carlito syrichta (Philippine tarsier) is the source of this 826-nucleotide messenger RNA. It is a transcript of the gene ATG12, whose product is annotated as autophagy related 12. Gene Ontology annotation, biological process: nucleophagy; autophagosome assembly; C-terminal protein lipidation. Bases 195 to 617 code for a protein of 140 amino acids. The transcript has 4 exons. Gene Ontology annotation, cellular component: phagophore assembly site membrane; cytoplasm; Atg12-Atg5-Atg16 complex. NCBI's taxonomy places the organism in Eukaryota, Metazoa, Chordata, Mammalia, Primates, Tarsiidae. The record is from RefSeq and is a predicted model, not a curated record.